AGAAGCCCCCCCCCCCACGACGACUCACCUCCCAAAACGCCGCCGUUGCGCCGCUCAGCUUACUCGGGAAGCAACAUGACCAGCUCCUCUGCCGCUUCACGCAAGGCUUUAAGCAAGAUCGCCUGCAAUCGGCUCCAGAAAGAGCUCGUGGAGUGGCAGGUCAAUCCUCCCGCCGGAUUCAAGCACAAAGUCACUGAUAAUCUUCAAAGAUGGGUGAUUGAAGUCAACGGAGCUCCGGGGACUCUUUAUGCCAAUGAAAUGUAUCAGCUCCAAGUUGAUUUCCCUGAGCAUUAUCCCAUGGAAGCUCCACAGGUGAUUUUUCUAUCUCCGGCUCCUCAGCAUCCCCACAUUUAUAGCAAUGGCCAUAUCUGUUUAGAUAUAUUAUAUGACUCAUGGUCUCCAGCCAUGACUGUCAGUUCUAUCUGUAUCAGCAUACUCUCCAUGUUGUCGAGUUCCCCUGCAAAGCAACGCCCAGCGGAUAAUGAUCGAUACGUGAAGAACUGCAGGAAUGGCCGAUCUCCCAAGGAGACGAGGUGGUGGUUCCAUGAUGACAAGGUGUAAUGACAUAACAAAUAAUUUGUUAACUUAUGUAUCAAGAAAUAGGGCUUUGAUCCUGAAUACUAUUUAAUCAAUGCCAUUUGAAAGGGGAGCUGGCCGGGGCCAUGUCUCCCCCACCUCUCUUUACAUCUUGCCUACCAUUGCAUACAAA
Fragaria vesca subsp. vesca is the source of this 709-nucleotide messenger RNA. Its product is annotated as ubiquitin-conjugating enzyme 15-like. The coding region runs from base 76 to 561 and encodes 161 amino acids. Lineage: Eukaryota; Viridiplantae; Streptophyta; Magnoliopsida; Rosales; Rosaceae. The record is from RefSeq and is a predicted model, not a curated record. The transcript has 6 exons.